Molecule: messenger RNA, 3258 nt
Organism: Drosophila subobscura
Lineage: Eukaryota; Metazoa; Arthropoda; Insecta; Diptera; Drosophilidae
Exons: 3
Coding region: 421-3258 (945 amino acids)
Source: RefSeq, a predicted model, not a curated record
GCCAGUGCCACCGAUAGCGACAACAACAAUCGUCAAUCAGUGCGCGAUAACCCCACGCUAGACGAUAAUCAGAAUCAAAAUCAAAACCAAAGCUGCAAUUGCGAGUCGCGGGCGUUUCGCGAUUUCCGGGGUGUCCAAACGCUUCGCUUGCUGUGGAGCAAACGCAUCAAAAGCGCCAGCGAGGAUCAAACGGUUGCAUCAACAUCGUCAUCGUCGCGCGCCUCCUCGCUGGGCACCCUCCGCAAGCUAAACAAAUCCGUCAGUUGUCUGGUGAACGCGUUCAACAAUCCCUCGCCGGAAAAAUCGCUAGCAAAACGCGCCGCUAGCUUGCACAAUCUGCAGGACGCCGCGUUGCAGCAGCAGCAGUUGCAGCGCGAAAAGGAUAAUUUCUACAAAUACAAGAACGCGGAGCAGGCGAGAAUGCGUGGCAAGCUGCGACGCAGCAGUGACGAGCCGACGGUUAUAAACGCGCACAAGAACGCGUGUGCGAGCGCGAUUAAAAACGCGAGUGCGACUUUAGUCGCGAGCAAAUGUGACGACAGCAUGCCGCCGCUUCCACCUGCCAGCAUUGAGUGCAAUAUGGAAUCGCCAGUUCCGCGGCGAUUACCAGAUAGCGUUAUCUCCGACAUGGAAGUGGGUGGUAAACAGGCGGAGCAGGCGGACGAGGAGGAGGAGGAGGUGGAGGUGGAGCUCCGGGCGACGCCUGCCCGAUCGCGAGCCCGUGCCCGAGUCCGCGUCAGUCUCAGCGCGGCAAGCGCCCAGAGUGGCGGCAGCAGCGAAUCGGAGCCUACAACUUCCACGCAAACAUCUUCCACUGUGACGUCAACGGUGACGCGAGCGGUGACGAAGCGGAAAUACAGCUUCAAGACGCACGCAGGCAGAUCCUACGUGCAGCACCACACGCCGCGGAGGAUAAGCAGCAGCUGCAGCAACAGCGGCGGAGGAGGAGCAGGCAUGGGGCAGGCAACGGAUGUCCCCACUGGCAGCAGCAGCAGCACCAACAGCCUGGUGGCCAAACUCACCCAACAGUUCAACGAGAUCAUCCAGAAGGAUGCCCGCGUGCUGGAGCAGGUGAAGCGGAAGAAGGGCGUCUGGCUGGCACGCGGCAGUCAUGUCUACAAGAUUGUGGAGAAGCAGCCAGCCGCGAUGCAGCCACCCCCGGAGAAUGGCAUCUCCACGGUGCAGCGGAACAUCAAGAAGUUCGAGACGCUGGAGAAGCCUUCGGUGCCGCAGAAGAGCGAGCAGCUGCGGCAUCUGGCGGCAGCCACAGGCACUGCCAGGAGCAACAACCUCACUCUCAAGACAAAGCGAAGUCUGAAGGGGAGUCCCGCAGAGCUGGAGGUGGUCUGCGAGGAGGCCAAGACGCCCGUGGAGCUAGAGCCAGCCACAGAGGAGAAAGCAACCAAAGAAGAGCCGCCAGCAGCCGAGCAGCAGCAGCAGCCGCCCAUGGAGACGGAGGAGGAUGAUCUGAAGCCCGAACUGGAGCUGGAUGAGGAGCGGCAGAAGCAGCGCAAGCACAAGUAUGCCUCCAUCUACGAGAAGCUGCGAUUCACCUUCGCCGGCAGAAGCCGCAAGUCGGCCAGUCCCUCGCCCACAAAAGCAGCAGCGCCCGAGAUGGCGCUGCAGAUGGUCACAGAAAUGGCGCCAGAAGAGAUGGAAACUAAGCUGGAAGAGGAGCCACAGCAGACAGGUGCCAACUCACCGCUGAUGCUGGGUCAGUGCAUUGAGGCCGAUGCCGAUUCCAAGAUUCUCGACGCUUUGGAGGUGCUCGAUCAGAAGAUCAAGGGCAUCAGCGCCCACUCGGAGGCGGGUGAGCUGCUGCUGGGCACCAACGAUGACUUCGAGCAGCGGCUGCUGCCCAACACCUCGUUCGUGUAUCAGGCGGCCAACAAGCAGAUCUCCAACAAUCAGCUGCUGGUCAAUCAGGCGGUGAACGUGACGCUGGUGAAUGCCAUCGAAGGAGAGCAAAUGAUCAUGGAGCAAAAGCAGUUGCUGAAGGCAGAAAAUGAGAAGAAGAACGAGGAGCAGCAGGAGGAGCAAGUGGCAGUCAGGGAAGAACCAAAAGAGCUACCCGCAGAAGAGGAGCCCGAAUCCAUUUACGAACCCAUCACACCCUCUGCCUUGCCUGCCAUCGAACCCAAGACUGAAGCGCACGCCUCGAGCCUGUUCAAGAUUGUGGACAUCCAAAAGUCGGAGAUCGUCGAAGACAUCUACCAGACCGUGGAGGAGGCAUCCGCAUCCGCCGCAGCUGCCUGCGCCAAGCCCAACAUUUGGCUGGAGGGCUACGAGUCGAUAGCGGGCUCCUGCGAGGCGACGCCACCAGAUUUCGAUGGCUACGAGUCCUUUGCGCCGCCCACACCCACAGCUAACCUGGAGGAGUGUCUCCCCAUGUCCACACCAUCUCCUGGCACGCAUGGCGGCACACUGGGCAGGAAUACCCGCGAUGAGCUGCCAGAGCUGCCGAAACCAAAGCGAGUGCUGCCGAAGUCUCCAGCGCUGCUGCGACCUGCGCCACCGAAGCCAGACCUGGCCAAGGAUGAGGAUGAGGACGAGAACAUCUACGACACCAUCAAGGGCUGCUACGAGUCGAUGCACACCAAAGUCCCAGCCAGCAGCGGCAGCGGCAGCGGCACCACUACCACCGAUGCCAUCUCCCUGGGCUCCAACUGCUACGAGAGCAUCUCCCACUACCGCAAGACAAAGACAACGGCGACGGCGACGGCGACGGGUCAUGGCACCUGCAUUCAGCUGUCCAGCAGUGGCUCCACCCUGACCAUCUGCUCGGACCACAAGACCAACAGCCUGUACGAAUCCUCACUGGCAGCCGCCGGUUGUGUGAUGUACGGCAGUGCCAGUGUCGGCUGCCGCUCCUCCCUGGGCAGCGGCGGCAGUGCAUCGUCGAGUGGCGGUGGCGGCAAGCGGGCGGGGGACAAGCGAUCCUCCAUAGCCGGCUCCAGCGACAACAGCGAUGCCUGGGUGGACAUAUCCGAUGGCGAGGGAGCAACAGCAGCGACAGCGGAGCGCCUGGAGGCGGGGCCGCCGCCCACCGAGGCACAGUUUGUUGUUGUGCGGGAACGCUUCAAGCCGCAUCGUACCCGCAGCCCGGACUGGUCGAAGCGCAUUAGAGACAAAAGACUGCAACAAAAGAAGGCGAUAAGCUGCAUAGAGGUGCUCACCGAAUGGAAUUCUUUCCAUUAUCCGAAUGGGAAUGUUUCUCUAUUUAUUAUAUCCACGUACAAACGUUUCAGCAGUGCGUGA